CUACCUCCCACCUCGCCUAAUAACAGAAACACGGUCCUGUCUGUCGCCCAGGGUCUACCUCUCGACCGCCUCUACCAAUCGAUCAUCGCCCCACCAACUACCGGCGACAUCUCCUCUACCAACGACAUCACACCUCUUGAUAUACAACUGGCGGCCGGCUUUCGUCGUUGUUGUUGAUCACUCCACAUUCCAUCCAACCAUCGACACUCCCUUUGACCAUUCCUGCUUCGUCACUGGAUCGGGCAUCUGUUCAUCAACGACAACAACAACCCUCCCUUUGACUUUCCCGAUCGUUCCACUGCGAUCCGUUUGAGAGCCAACCAAGGAGGAUUACUGUUCCUUGGAUCUUGUCUGUCCUGCCAAUUGAUACUUUUUGUUGCUUUCCACGGCCGCUUGAUGAGUGUCUCGAAAGCCUAAAGGAUCCGGAUUGUCCUUUUCUCUUUUUCCUCUUCUUUCUCCUCCUCCUCAACAUGCUCCCAACCCCACCACCAUCUCCCAAGCCAUUGUCAGUCUGUCAUCCGGAAGACCGCAUCGGACACCUCUUGGCCGGAACCAUCCAAUUGACAGGAAUCCUUGGAGUCGGUGCCUACGGAACCGUAUACAAGGCCCAUGACAUCGAGACUGAUGUGCAGUACGCUGUCAAGGCGCUGAACAAGGUUGGGCUGGAUCCACGGCAACAGAAAUUUCAGGACCGUGAAAUCCAGCUGCACUACGCCGCUAGUCAGCACCCCAAUGUGGUCUCCUUGGUCAAGAUUCUCGACUCGCCCGAGUGCACAUAUGUCGUGAUUGAGUACUGCCCGGAAGGCGAUUUGUUCUCCAAGAUCACCGAGGAAGGCCACUAUGUCGGAGACGACUUCAAGGCCAAGCAGGUGUUCUUGCAGAUUCUUGCCGCGGUCCAGCAUUGCCAUUCAAGAGGGAUUUACCACCGUGACCUCAAGCCUGAGAAUGUCCUGGUCAUGGACAAUGGAUGGACCGUCAAGCUCGCGGAUUUUGGAUUGGCCACUCAGGAACGUGUGACUUCCGAUUUUGGAUGCGGAUCGACAUUCUACAUGUCUCCAGAGUGCCAAAACUCCAAUCCAAAGCCAUACUCAUGCUACGCCUCCGCUGCCAACGAUGUGUGGUCCCUUGGUGUGAUUCUUGUGAACCUCACCUGCGGCCGCAACCCUUGGAAGCGUGCGUCAAUGGAAGACUCCACCUUCCGCGCCUUCAUGCGUGACCGGAAUUUCCUUCAAUCCAUUCUUCCCAUUUCCGAUGACCUGAACCACCUCUUCCAACGGAUAUUCGAAGUCGACCCUACACGUCGGAUCACGCUGGACGAGCUUCGUGAAUACAUCAUUCGCAUGCCGCGCUUGACGACCCAGGAAUGCUCAGCUCCUGCCGCCGCACCCGUCACCCCUCCCUACAGCCCGCUGAACAAGCCAGUGGACUCUCCUCCCGCCGUGGUCAUCUCCAACCCGGCAUACGAACCUGUACCACAUCUCGACCUCCCCGCGCAACAAUACCCCGCGACCGACUUCUACCAGCAAAACUCCGCGCUGUACACUCCUCCCAGCUCCGGACCUUGCACACCGCAACCGACCAACCUUUAUACGUCUACCCACCACCAGCAAAAACCGCCGGUGGUGUACCCCAGCUCGCCCUUCUUCGCCAACUUGCCCGACUUCAGGCGCUGUGGACAUUUACUUUCUUCUUUCCAAUUCCCACAGCACGCCUGGGCGGCGACCUACUGAAGGCCAGCAGCUUUGACUGGGAGCAUUCAUUGUUACCCGGCCUUUUUUGAAUUCACCGGCCACUUUCAAUUCGGAUUGUCCAUACUUUUACACUUUUUAUUACCGCCCAAAAAUGGAUGGAGGACUACCUGCUACUACUGGCGUUUAACUCACGAUGGAACGAUGAUGAGAUGAAAGAUGAAAGAACUUUUGAGCGAUU
Zymoseptoria tritici IPO323 is the source of this 1929-nucleotide messenger RNA. RefSeq lists its product as uncharacterized. Gene Ontology annotation, molecular function: protein serine/threonine kinase activity; ATP binding. NCBI's taxonomy places the organism in Eukaryota, Fungi, Ascomycota, Dothideomycetes, Mycosphaerellales, Mycosphaerellaceae. Bases 471 to 1730 code for a protein of 419 amino acids. The record is from RefSeq and is a predicted model, not a curated record. Gene Ontology annotation, biological process: intracellular signal transduction; protein phosphorylation. The transcript is spliced from 2 exons.